This is a messenger RNA of Penicillium digitatum Pd1, 1803 nucleotides long. Lineage: Eukaryota; Fungi; Ascomycota; Eurotiomycetes; Eurotiales; Aspergillaceae. The record is from RefSeq and is a predicted model, not a curated record.
AUGGAAAUCCCCACAAAACUCCCCUUCUCCAAGCGGCGGCUCCGACCUCGUGUUGUUAUCUCCUACGUCUUUGACUAUGUGAUCAUUAUUGUCUGCGCUAUCGGCUUCUCGAUACUGAACAAGGUCGAGCCCUUCCACCAACACUUCUCCCUCAACAACAUCUCCAUCCAAUAUCCUUAUGCCGUACAUGAACGCAUCCCUAUGGUCUACGCCCUCUGCAUCUCUGCCGUGUUCCCAGUCGUCCUCAUAAUCCUUUACACCUUGGUCAUCGAUGGCCUAUUUUCGCACAAUAAGCCACAGGACGUAUCGUCUGGGAAGCGGAGAGUGAGAGGUCCGCAUCGCUGGAAGGACAGACUUUGGGAGCUUAAUUGUGGCAUUUUAGGUCUUUUACUGGCUCAGGGGCUCGCAUUCUUCAUCACACAGGCGCUGAAGACCGCAUGUGGCAAACCGAGACCCGAUCUCAUCGACCGUUGUCAACCACGCGCUGGCAGCAAGGACCUUUUCCCAGGAUUGUCGAACUCAACGAUUUGCACAGGUGACCCCGCAUUGUUAACAGAUGGGUUUCGGUCGUGGCCGUCCGCCUCCUUCGCCGGUCUCGUUUACACAUCGCUCUGGUUAGGCGGAAAGCUGCAUAUAAUGGACAAUCGUGGUGAGGCCUGGAAGGCCCUUCUCGUCAUGGUUCCUCUGCUAGCAGCAAGUCUCGUGGCGGUAUCGCGUAUCAUGGAUGCGCGCCACCACCCCUUCGACGUGAUCACGGGGUCGAUGCUUGGGGUCGCCUGCGGUUUUGUCGCAUAUCGCCAGUAUUUCCCACCCCUCAGUGAACCUUGGCGCAAGGGUCGCGCCUACCCAAUCCGAACCUGGGGGUCGGAUCCUGUAGGACCCGAUGCCGUUCGCCUUACCAGCAUCAAGGGCGAUAGCUCGACUGCUCUUCACAACGCCGAAGAAGAGCCCAUGGGCCAAGGUAUGCCCAGCUCGGAACAAGCCAGACCCGACGCAUCUACCUAUCUUCAUGCCUCCAACUCAUACGUAUCGGAUGAUUUCAAUCGCCGUUCACACGACCAGGAUGCUGAUGGCGGUGUUUGGUCGUCGAGCGAGGACGACGUUACCAACGGAUAUCAGAUGCGACAAGGUCAUACUAUGGGGCAAAAUCCCGGUGCCGGUAACCAUGCACCUCAAUAUGACCCCAGCCAUGCGUAUGUGUCUCAAACACAGUCGCUGGCGGCUAAUGCGGAAAUCCACAUUCCUGAUCCGAUGGCCUACUUCGUUAACGGCUACCUGAAAGCAAACCAGCUGACCCCACCAUACAUCCUGGUCCUCUUCAUCGUCAGCGUAGUCGCCGUCUUCUGGGCCAUCGACACGCUCAUCCGCUUCACAACAACAAAGCGAUCCGCAAUCUUCGUCGCAUUCGUGGACCUGAUCUUCUUCGGCGCCUUUAUUGCAUCCGUCUACCAGCUGCGCUUUAUCGCCAACGCCGACUGUGCUAGCUGGAAUGGCGGUACCGUCUGGAUCUCUCUGGGUCCAUUCGGUUACUACGGCCAGCGCACAGAAAAUCCGUUAUCACUGCACAUCAACAAGACUUGCGCCAUGCUGAAGGCCUCCUUCGCACUUGGUAUCAUGGAAACGGCAUUCUUCUUCUGGACUGCGCUGAUUGCGCUGUUCAUGCACCGCUCGUAUACUCCGACUGUUGUGAAGGAGACAACAACUGUUCGAAGGCGCAGCCAUUCCAGUCGUCGUGGUCAUGGUUCUGGAUCGCACUCGCGCCAUCGCAGCUCCAGUCGCAGACCGGCGCCUUAUGUCGUUUGA